Molecule: messenger RNA, 699 nt
Organism: Fulvia fulva
Lineage: Eukaryota; Fungi; Ascomycota; Dothideomycetes; Mycosphaerellales; Mycosphaerellaceae
Exons: 2
Coding region: 1-699 (232 amino acids)
Molecular function (GO): nucleic acid binding
Source: RefSeq, a predicted model, not a curated record
AUGGAGGCGCAAUCAUAUCCUUCGGCUCAGUACCGCUCGAGCUCGCAGGCUGGCUGGGAUCUGGGCUUUGCUCCCACUUCGUGGCAAGCAAGUUCCAGAAGCGACUUGCACGAUCACGGUGUGCCAAAGAUGAGCACUUGGAACCGUUAUACACCGCAACCCACACACCAAGCGAGUGGAUAUGAUCGCUACGAUUCUUACAGACCUCAGCAUGCUUUCCACGCGAGUGAACAUGAUCGCUACGAUCCGUACAGACCUGGGUAUGCGUUUGAGGCGAGUGGACUUGAUCGCAUCGAUUCGCACAGACCUCACUAUGGGUCUCAGGCAAGUGAACAUGAUCGCUACGAUUCUUACAGACCUCAAUGUGGGUCUCAGGCAAGUCAACACGAGCGCUACGAUUCUUACAGACCUCAGUAUACACCUCAGGCGAGCGCACAGCCUACGUGGAUGUCUACUGUAAAGGAUGGAAGAGUCACCAAGGCGAAGAGUCGUAGCAGUGGUAUUGCGGCUGCGCUUGUUCGCGAAGGAGAAGUAAUUGGUGCCAAGGCAGCACCUAUUGGUACCGAUAGCCCUGGGCGUCGUUUGCUGGCAAAGAUGGGUUGGUCAGAGGGGACUGCGCUCGGAAAGCAUCGCGAUGGUAGGCUUGCGCCUGUCGAGCAAGUGAUGCGCUUUUCUCACACAAAGGUCGGCAUUCAGUAG